This is a messenger RNA of Penicillium subrubescens, 2499 nucleotides long. Its product is annotated as Pumilio-family RNA binding repeat-containing protein. Gene Ontology annotation, cellular component: cytoplasm. The record is from RefSeq and is a predicted model, not a curated record. The coding region runs from base 1 to 2499 and encodes 832 amino acids. The transcript is spliced from 7 exons. Gene Ontology annotation, molecular function: mRNA 3'-UTR binding. Gene Ontology annotation, biological process: post-transcriptional regulation of gene expression. Lineage: Eukaryota; Fungi; Ascomycota; Eurotiomycetes; Eurotiales; Aspergillaceae.
AUGGCCACCCUCACUGGGCCCUCCGUGCUUUCUCGGAUCACUAAAGAGGGAAGAUUUCUCUCUCAUGAUGGAGGUCGGGACGUACGAUCUUUUUCAUUUGCUCGUGACCACCCGCAUUCGGGCAGCCGUCAAAGCCACUCAGACCUUGAUGGAGUGCCAAAAUACGGACUCACGCUGAAAGCAUCUGGUGAGGAUGCUGAUACCCCGUCUAUCAAGAAGCCAAAGUUGGGACAUGUCAAAGUCGAAUCUAGUGCUAGUCAAACUUCCCAUUUGGAAAGGAUUCUGGCGAAGAUAUCUCCCAAAUCCACACCGGUCUCCCACCCAGAGCCCGAUCCAAAUUCGCGUUCAUCUCGAGUUCCCCAGUCCCGUGACACAUUGCCAGCGGCGAGGCUGGCGGAAACUGGCAACAGUCACUCCACCAAUGACAAGGUGGCUGAGCUUCUUCGACUCAAGCAGGAGCUUCUCGCAGCCAAUUCCAAGAUUGCUUUGCAGGAGCAAGAACUUGCCCAGAAUCGUGUGAUCAAGCACACUCUGGACCAGGCUCUAGGUCCUCCGUCUGAAGCUGAGUUUGGCGCUCGUGAUAUCACCGAACAGACCAUCAGCAACCUGCAAAACGCUUUCAACGCCUCGAAUCCCACCUUUGGUCCGUUUCAAGACGCAUGGAAUACACAAGAUGACUCACAAUCUGAUAUUUCAGAUGCACUGUCCGCUGGAGCGUACAACCGUGCCUGUGGGCUUUGGAAGCAGAAUGGACAGUCACCGUUCGGGAUGAACACCCAGAACCAUUCUUUUGACAAAGCUUAUGGCGAGCCUCUCCCUGGAUCCCAAUCGGCGAAUCAGGAAUCUGGUCGUUUUUGGGGUGCCGCACCGGUAUACCCCACUGGUUUUGGCGCCCCCCAAGGAGCUUUCCAGCCUCAAAGAAUCAUUUCUGGUCCCUCAAACAGUGGGUAUGGCUUUUAUCCUCGGCCACCAGGUGAACAAUCUCGGUUCUUCCAAGCCCCAAAUCCCGGACCUCGCCGUUCUCUUACACAGGGAGGUCGAGGUGGCCCUAUCUUUCCUGCUCAAAAUACUACGUGGGGGCCCUUGGCCUCCGAAUCCCAGAGUGAUGUCGCUCCCAAGUCUCCGGGAUCGCCCACCAGCAGAUCAUCCAGCGUCUUUCAGCCGGUAGGAGUCUAUCCAGUGUCUUCGUAUCAGGGGCGACAAGGUCCAACGGUGCUGUCUCCAACCGCGUCUGAGUUUACCACUGGUAGCGCGACUAGUUCUGUGUGGACAAAUACUUCAGGUGUUGGUGGACAUUGCAUGCAAACCUAUGUGUCUCCCCUUGAACCACUCAACUAUAGACGUCUGCUCGACAAAAAUGUCUCCUGCGACUGGAAAUACAUUGUGGAUAAGAUUGUUUGCAACAACGAUCAACAAGCAUCCAUUUUCCUGCAACAAAAGCUCAAAGUGGGCACAUCGGAGCAGAAGUUUGACAUCAUCGAGGCCAUUGUCAGUCAGGCAUACCCACUGAUGAUCAAUCGCUUUGGAAACUUUCUUGUUCAGCGUUGUUUCGAGCAUGGAACACCCGAUCAAGUUGUUGCCAUCGCCAAUGCAAUCCGAGGCAAUACUCUUAGCUUGAGCAUGGAUGCCUUUGGUUGUCACGUCAUCCAAAAGGCAUUUGAUUGUGUUCCAGAAGACCACAAGACCGUCAUGGUGCACGAACUUCUUCGCAGAAUCCCGGAAACUGUGAUUCAUCGGUAUGCCUGCCACGUUUGGCAGAAACUCUUCGAGCUUCGAUGGAUUGGAGAGCCGCCCCAGAUCAUGACCAAGGUGAAUGAGGCACUGGAAGGAAUGUGGCAUGAAGUGGCUUUGGGUGAAACAGGAAGCCUGGUGGUGCAGAAUAUCUUCGAGAACUGCGUUGAAGAGGAAAAGCGACCGGCGAUCGAAGAAGUUUUGGCCAAGAUCGAUCUACUUGCUCACGGCCAAUUCGGCAACUGGUGCAUCCAGCACAUUUGCGAGCAUGGCGCUCCCCAUGACAAGAGUCGUGCGGUUGAGCAUAUCCUCCACCAUUCUGUGGAUUACAGCAUGGAUCAAUUUGCCUCGAAGAUUGUUGAGAAAUGCCUGAAAAUCGGUAGCUCCGAGUUCUUGGACCGAUACCUCAACCGUGUAUGCACGGGUCGCACUGAUCGACCCCGCAUGCCUUUGAUUGACAUUGCGGGAGAUCAGUAUGGCAACUAUUUGAUUCAGUGGGUCUUGAUGAAUGCUGCAUCGCACCAGCGUGAGCUUGUGGCCAGUCAUAUUCGGAAACAUAUGGUUUCUCUCCGAGGUUCCAAGUUUGGCUCCCGAGUCGCGAUGCUUUGUUGCAACCCGUCCCAUGCCACGCGCCCUGGGCCUGGUACUGGCAUGCAAGUUGGCCGCUUCGGUCAUUUCAACGACGACAGAUUCUCUUCCACGAGCUCCAACAGUGGCCGUUUUGGUCGAGGCAAUCAGUGGAGCCCCGGAUACUCUCCUUACCGUUAG